Messenger RNA from Aspergillus affinis, 1641 nucleotides. RefSeq names its product aconitase X catalytic domain-containing protein. NCBI's taxonomy places the organism in Eukaryota, Fungi, Ascomycota, Eurotiomycetes, Eurotiales, Aspergillaceae. The record is from RefSeq and is a predicted model, not a curated record. Bases 1 to 1641 code for a protein of 546 amino acids. The transcript has 2 exons.
AUGACGAUGUCAAAACAGCGUUCCUUUCGGGGUACACCCUAUGCCACCGGUGCCGCCUCGGCCACAUUAUUGGCAGCGGAUCUCGAGCUCAGUUUACCGUCCUCGCAAUACCUGGAGGAAGGGGGACCCAAGGCAUUGAUUUUCGAGCGCCGCGAAGAGAUCAUCACUCUAGGAGUGAUGGUUGCUGAGAAACUAUUUGAACAGACGGCGGCCGUGAUCACGCUGAACCCCGAGGACUUCCGUCAAGUGCUGGAAUGGGAUGGGAAGGUUGUUCACAUACAGGAUGGCCUAGUCUCGGAUACCCUUCUGGAGGCCAAUACUUUGAGUGGAGCCACGAAGCCUGCCGUGGACCUGAAUGCCUUCGAUAUCCAGCUUACCGAUACCGAUCGAGCGAUCUUAAACGGGACUAGCGGUGAAGUGGCUCGGAUCUCACUCAAAAUCAUCAUUCGAAUGGCGGAUAUGAUGGGCGCUCGAGAGUUGAUGGAUAUUAGUCAAGCUCAUGUGGAUGGAGCCUGGUACAGCCCCGGUUCUGUUGCCUUUGGACAGAAGCUUCGGGACUGGGGCGGCAAAUUCCAGGUUCCUACUACUAUCAACUCUUUGAAUGUUGACCAGAAGCGGUGGCAGGCUCUUGGGGUCAACUCGGAGUUUGGCUCAACCUGUGAUGAGCUGGCCAAUGCCUUUGUCGAUAUGGGCGGUAAGGUUUCAUUUACUUGCGCUCCCUAUCUACUCGAGACUGCCCCUAAGCUAGGCGAUCGAAUUGCCUGGGGAGAGGCGAAUGCCAUCAUCUAUGCCAACAGUGUUCUUGGCGCGAGAACCCUGAAGAACCCGAAUAUGUUGGAAGCUUUGAUUACCUUGACGGGCCGCGCACCAAAAGCAGGGGCCUAUUUAGAAGAUAAUCGCUUCGCAUCUCUCUGGCUCAAAGUGACGCCACCUAGAAGAGUCGACGAUUCAUACUGGCCAAUCCUAGGCUACGCUCUCGGCGCAAUCACCUCAGCUCGCAUUCCGGUGAUUACUGGAUUAGAGCAUCUGAAGCCUAGCAGUGACGACCUCAACGCAUUCUCAGCGGCAUUUGCGACCUCUUCUAGCACACCCAUGUUUCAUAUAGUCGGCCUGACUCCGGAGGCUCCCACCCUUGAGGCUGCAUGUCCCGAGGGUAGAACUCCCCAAUCUGUCGUUGUAGAUCGGAAAGAUCUUUACAAUAUCUGGGAUGAGUUCAAUUAUGGCUCCGAGCGCCGGGAAAUGGAUCUUAUCUCAUUUGGUAAUCCACACUUCUCCUGCCGGGAGAUCAAGGAGGUAGCGAAGCUAUGCCGGGGAAGAACUAAAAAGGAUAACGUGGCUGUGAUUGUCACCUGUGGUCGUUCUCAGUAUAGUCUUGCCUUGCAGGCGGGCUAUGUCGAGGAGCUUGAGAAAUUCGGAGUUCAGUUCCUCCAGGACACUUGCUGGUGUUCCAUCGCGGAGCCCGUCAUCCCGAAGAAUACUCAAACAAUCAUGAUUAACUCGGGCAAGUAUAUUCAUUACGGACCCGGUUUGAUGGGUAGGAAGUUUGCUUUUGGUAACUUUGAGAUGUGUAUAGAUGCAGCGUGUACCGGGAAGACGACUGGAGACUCGCCUUCGUGGUUACUGGAUCUUAGACUUAACUAA